Triplophysa dalaica is the source of this 996-nucleotide messenger RNA. RefSeq names its product basic helix-loop-helix family, member a15 (gene bhlha15). Lineage: Eukaryota; Metazoa; Chordata; Actinopteri; Cypriniformes; Nemacheilidae. Gene Ontology annotation, molecular function: protein dimerization activity. The record is from RefSeq and is a predicted model, not a curated record.
AAAAUAAUUCCACUUGAAACUCCAUAUUUACUACUGGAAAGUCCCCACCGGUGAAACGUCUCAGUGUGUUUGUGAUUUGCAUGGUUAAGAACAUCAGCAGUAUUUCUCCUCUUCUUUACAGCACUUGAAGUAAGAGCAGAGAUGUGGCACAGCUCUGUCAUCAUCAUCGGCUGAACGCAUGAACAAGAUUCAAAUCUCUAUUUCUGAUGCAUGCGCCAGCUCAUGAGUGACUCGAGACAAAACGGAUCCGGCAUUUGAUUGGCUGAAAAAGCGCUACGUGGACAUCGAGCAGCAACAGGUAGAGCGCAUGUGACCGUUAUCAUUUCAUUCUGACUGCGGCGGUCAGCUCGACAACAGCGCUCGCAGUGACGCUCUUAUCGUUUAAACUCGUCACUUUGAGUUUGGCGGAGGUUCACUUUGAGGGCCCAACACCAGGGUGUGGGUGAGUGAAGCAUGAAGUCCAAAGGAAAGGGGUCAAAACGGAACGGUCAAUCUUGGGCAGAGCAGGAUGACCCAGACUUUACGCUGGAAACGGAGCCAGGUUCCAGCGAGCAGGAGGGUUCAGAGGCGUCCUUGAGGCUCGACCGGACGUGGAGGGCACGGAGGAGCGACGGCGGCUCACGAGCGGGCACGCGCCGCAGGCGACACAACGGCAGCGCCAAGGAGCGCAACGUGCGCAGGCUGGAGAGUAACGAGAGGGAAAGGCAGAGGAUGCACACACUCAACAACGCCUUUCAGAACCUGCGCGAGGCCAUCCCUCACGUCAAAACAGACAAGAAACUUUCUAAGAUCGAGACUCUGACGCUGGCCAAGAAUUACAUCAAGUCGUUGACCACCAAUCUGGGCAUGUCUAGCGCGUGCCUGCCUCACGAGAAGCAGGAGAGUAACGCCUCUCGUCUCCUGCAGUGUUAUCAGCAGCAUCUGGAGGAGGAGGGCGAGGAGGAUCUCUCCAGCUACCUGAAAACUAUUCACACCUUCAGCCAGGGCAGCUGACAC